CAUUAAAAAUGUGUGAGCACCCGGUUGUAUGGAUAUUUGAGUGCGUACAUACAUAGUAAGUGCUAGUUACACUUGACCAGUUUAGGUUACCUAAUUGAGUUGGUUAUCGACCAUUGUGAUUAUCAGACGGAGAAAUGGUUCUAGCGAAUGUUCCGGCACCACGCUAUGAGGAGAAAGUUGGGAUAAAUGCAAUUCUUUUGGGUCCACCUGGAUCGGGAAAGGGCACGCAGGCUCCAUUAUUGAAAGAAAAAUUUUGCGUGUGCCAUUUAUCAACUGGGGACAUGCUACGAGCUGAAAUUGCUUCUGGCUCUAAACUAGGAGCUGAUUUGAAGAAAAUCAUGGAUGAAGGCAAACUUGUAUCAGAUGAUCUUGUUGUAGACAUGAUUGAUAGCAAUUUAGACAAACCAGAAUGUAGGAAUGGAUUUUUAUUGGAUGGGUUUCCUCGUACGGUUGUACAAGCUGAAAAGCUUGAUGGCUUGUUAUCGAAAAGACAUAGUGCUCUAGAUGCUGUUGUUGAAUUUAACAUUGAUGAUAGCUUAUUGGUUCGAAGAAUAACUGGACGUUUAAUUCACCAAGCUAGUGGUCGAUCAUAUCAUGAAGAAUUUGCACCACCAAAAGUGUCAAUGCGUGACGAUGUCACAGGAGAACCUUUGAUGAAACGUAGUGAUGAUAAUGCAGAAGCAUUAAAAAAGCGUCUAGAAUCAUAUCAUAAACAAACUAAACCAUUGGUUGACUAUUAUGCACUUAGAGGAUUGCAUUUUAAAGUUGAUGCAGCUAAAAGUAGUCAUGAUGUCUUCAGUACAAUUGAUACGAUUUUCCAAAGACAGCGUGAAUCUAAAGCUUUUUUAUGAUAAAUCCUCUCAAAAAUUGGGCAGUGUAAUUGUACAUAAACAAUUUUGAUUUUAUUUUGGUACCCUUUUCUAAGGUUAGAAUAACUUUGCAAUAGGCUUGUAUUAACGUAAAAAACUUUUUUUUUAUUUUUUCUAUUAUAAUGGUAUUAUAUAAGCAAUGAAUAAUUUAAAAAUAAUUACUCUUAAUAUAAAAAUUAUAAUAUAAAUGCAUUUAAAUUAUUUAUUUGUUUAAAUACAAUUUUAAUUUUUCAUUUAUGUACAACCAUUGUAAGAAGUUUUAAUUUCUUAAAUGUAUAUAAAUCAUUGUGAAAACUUUGUCAUUGAAUUACAUAAUCUAUUCCUUAGAAUAAAUUGCAGAAUUUUUC
This is a messenger RNA of Teleopsis dalmanni, 1216 nucleotides long. RefSeq names its product adenylate kinase (gene Ak2). The record is from RefSeq and is a predicted model, not a curated record. Gene Ontology annotation, molecular function: ATP binding; AMP kinase activity. The coding region runs from base 135 to 851 and encodes 238 amino acids. NCBI's taxonomy places the organism in Eukaryota, Metazoa, Arthropoda, Insecta, Diptera, Diopsidae. Gene Ontology annotation, biological process: ADP biosynthetic process. Gene Ontology annotation, cellular component: mitochondrion; cytoplasm. The transcript has 4 exons.